AUGCGUGCAAGCCUCUUUCUCCUGGGCUGCCUGACAGCAGGCUCCAUGGCAGCACCAACUCUCCUAAACGACGUAUACGAUUACUCGUCAGACUUAGCCACCUACCUCGGAAAAGUGAGCAAGUACAUCGAGAGCACGGGAGAAGAGCUCAUCAAGAGCGUCAACUCAUGCGACACAUCCAAGAUCUCCCUCCCGUCAUACGCAUCCAGCCUGCCCUCACCAUCCGGGAUGAGCCCAAUUUAUGUGGCUGUGGGCCGUGGCACCCAGAACUACACCUGUGCCACUUCGACCUCGAGCUCAACACCCCAAGCCAUAGGUGCAGUGGCGCGUCUUUACAAUGCAACCUGCAUUGCGGCCAAUUACCCAGACAUGUUGUCGUUACUCCCGGGUAUAGUGUACAAGGAACAGUUGCCCAGUAACGAGGAGGAACCUCUCCCGCCGGCUAACCUUGAACUCUUGGGUCAUCAUUUCUUUAGAGAUACGACCACACCAGUUUUUAACCUGGAUACUCUGGCGUCUCGGCAGUAUGGGAUUGCGAUCACGAAAAAACAAGACUCGAUCGAUGCUCCGUCGAGUGCUAUUCAGGGUAGCAAUGGGGCUGUCCAAUGGCUGUACCUGACCACUAUCAACGGUACCGUCGGUGAGUAUGAAGCGGUCUAUCGAGUAGACACGGUUGCCGGUUCAGCCCCGAAGACCUGUCAGGGAAUGCAGUCGGUGUUUACUGUGCAGUAUGCGGCCAAUUAUUAUUUCUAUGGGGCAUGA
Aspergillus tubingensis is the source of this 762-nucleotide messenger RNA. RefSeq lists its product as uncharacterized. The transcript is spliced from 2 exons. Lineage: Eukaryota; Fungi; Ascomycota; Eurotiomycetes; Eurotiales; Aspergillaceae. Bases 1 to 762 code for a protein of 253 amino acids. The record is from RefSeq and is a predicted model, not a curated record.